Molecule: messenger RNA, 1299 nt
Organism: Sebastes umbrosus (honeycomb rockfish)
Lineage: Eukaryota; Metazoa; Chordata; Actinopteri; Perciformes; Sebastidae
Exons: 3
Coding region: 301-1299 (332 amino acids)
Source: RefSeq, a predicted model, not a curated record
UUGGGUGACAUCACAGCAGUGGUGACAUCAUCACUGCAUCGUGACAUCACUAGAUGGAACACUGAUGAAUUAAAGGAGUGGUGACAUCAGAAAGGAGCGGUGACAUCAUAAAGGAGUGACAUUCAGGAGAGAGUCCCAGAAUCACACAACUGUAGUUGAAUCUGAAGACUCGAUCAGACAAAACACAUUGACUGAGAGAAGCAGUUGUCUCAAGAGGAAGAGACUUUCUACUGAGAGAAGCAGUGAAUUUCUCUCCAAAAACCACAAAGCAUCGACAAGAAUUGACCGUAAAUCAGCAUCAUGGUAUCAUCAAGAACUUCCCAGCCAGAAGCCAUCAUGCCAGAGUUCAACGUCCGUCACGUUGUUUCCAAGCUGCUCAACUCCUUCUUUAAGGGGAUGACGGCGGAUCAGUGGGGAUUUUUGAAAUCCGGCAGCCCCGACGACGCCACUAUGACCAUGAUGGGAGAGUUGCUGUUGGACAUGACAGCGGCCUUGACAAAAUCUUUCCUGAAAUCUCUGGGGAGCACGACCCUGGCGUCUGAGGACGACGUCCAAAUCAAUCUGGGCGACACAAUCUCUCAGGGUUUUGCCGAAGCUCUGGGCGUCGACGUCUCAGUUCAGUGUCCGAGCUCCAAAAGCUUGACGACAUUGAUCUCUGAAGAGGUUUCGGAGAGCGUCCGAAGUGCCCUCUCCAGCCCCGAGGGCAUAGUUCAGCGCCUCACACCUCCCAGCAGACUCAACAACAUGAUUCUGCACGCCUGCAAAAUGUGCCAGGCGUUCAUCGGCAAGAUGAAGUCGGUGUUCUCGCCUCGACCGCGCAAGCAGAGGACCAUCUGCGAACAAUCAGAUGUGGAACCGGAACCCUCAGACGCCGAAGACCGCCAUGCGGUAACGCCUUCGUCGGACGUCGUGAUUGCGAUGAAAGACAUCACGUAUGUCACAAUCAUCAUUAAGAAGCAGUUGAACGACAUCACGGACCCUCUCUUGGUUGACGUGCCGGACUCCGAGUACGCGCUGCUGCAAUCUCAAAACUCUCGGGAGAUUGAAGACGUCGCGGAAGAAAUCGCUCGGAGUAUCGCCGAAGAUGCUGUAAAGCACGAGGGAGGAGUCAGUCUUACCUGCGCUGGGUCAAACUCUCAGCAGAGCUUCCCAGCGGAGCAGAGCCCGCCUCUCAGCCUCCAGCUGAAACCCAACACCUGUGACAUCAUGCAUGUAGACAUGGACUGCUGGCCGGCCCCUGCUCUCAGAGCUGCAGGCUGUUCACUGCUCUUCACUCCCAGGAGAGAUCAGCAGCUCUGA